AUGGAAUACAAGACGCACAACAAUUGGAUCGGCUGGGUGAUGACUAAGGCGGGAUGGUCGUCGAGCAAAGUGACCCACAUCUUCCGCAGGUCCGGGGCGCAGGGUCUCAGCGACGACCGGUGCCCAGACGCCCUCAUUGCGAAGCUGGGAGGAUGGGAGCAGGGAGAGAUGCGGAGGUCGUACCUGUUGGGCGUGCCUUUCGAGCCGGUGCUUUUGAUGGCGGGCUUUUCUGGCGAUCCCGGGGACUACUACAUCGGCAGAGCACAUGCGAAACUAGAGGAUGAGCGCGAGUGGGAAGAACUUGAAGGAUUAUUCAGAAAGCACAUCUACCCGUGGCUCGAAGAGGAGAUGGCCAAGGAUGCCAUCUAUCGACUCCAAGGAACCCAGCAGAUGACCAAGCUGCGACUCCUAAACCAGGAGCUCAUGGAGAAUGCGGGGAGGCUGACGGCGGACAACGGGCAGUUGAGGAUGGAGAACAAGAGUCUCCACGAAGAGAAUGCGCUGCUGAAAGCGCAGAUGGCGGCGUUGCAACGGGAGUUUCGAGGCGACGACGCUCCGCCCUGUGCUGCGUCGAACGGAGGGGCCGCCGAUCCAAAGACGGAGGUUUGCGACGCGAAGCCCGACGCGGAAACUCAAGAACAAGAGGAUCGGAGGAUGUUUUUCGCGGCUGUCGUCAACCCAUGGCUCAAAUCACACAAGGUCUCAGAGGCGUGGAAGCUAUGGGACAUGGGCACUGGUAUGAUGGGCGGCACGUCCCUCCGCGAACUGGCGAAGGCUGAUGACUUUCUCGCAACCUACUCCAAGUAUGGAGACCCGAAUGUCUUAACAAACUCGCGUUCCAAGCGGUUGGGGCGGAGGAGGAAUCAGAUGCUCACCAUCGACAGUCUGCGACCCGAUGACUCCGAAGCCGCGACCGCAUAUGCGUUGGCUCUCGGUGACUGGUUGCUAUCACAGUCAUCGGAUAGCGCUAUUGGGGACGGGAAUGUGGUCAGUGUCUUGCAAAAGAGAAAGCGAGAGGUGGCGGGAGAGGACGGGAUCAGCGUGAACGAGAGUUCACGCAACAGGAUUGUCUACCUUCUCGUGGACGCAAAGGCACGCGAUGAGGCUUGGGCGGAGUCGGUCGUGGGAGCGGACGCAUGGCCUCGCAUCAGGGCUAGGGAGGCUGGGCAGAUGGCGAAGAAACGGAGGAAGCAUCACAUUCCCCCUCCGGAGCCUUAUGUUGGGGAUCGCUCGUGA
This is a messenger RNA of Closterium sp. Naga37s-1, 1236 nucleotides long. NCBI's taxonomy places the organism in Eukaryota, Viridiplantae, Streptophyta, Zygnematophyceae, Desmidiales, Closteriaceae. The record is from the annotation of a GenBank genome assembly.